This is a messenger RNA of Hymenoscyphus albidus, 387 nucleotides long. Lineage: Eukaryota; Fungi; Ascomycota; Leotiomycetes; Helotiales; Helotiaceae. The record is from the annotation of a GenBank genome assembly.
AUGCUACGCGGAUUAAGCGAGGAGGUUUUUAGAGGCGUGGGAGAGGCCCCGGGAAGGUAUUUUUACAUAGGUAGGUAUUACUUAAGGCUAACGUUACAGUAAUUCUCCACUCUCAAAUCUCAAAUCUCAAAUCUCAAAUCAUACGCUCGCAGAACGUUCCCUCCCAGUCUUGACUGUAGGGAAGAUCCGGGAAGAUCAUGGGGGCUGGGCUGUGGGGAUUGAGGACGAGAAGAGUAUUUCAGUAUAUCUACGGUAAGUGGUACUGUACGACGUUGUCGCGAUGCUGUGUUCGGCAUGAUAUCUGUCUAUCUAUCUAUUUUCAGGAAUCGUGUCUCAUUUCUGCCAGGACGUAGGAGAAGAGUCAUGUAUGCGUCGGUAUCACUGUAG